GAAAAGAGUCCCGUCACUGAGUAGCACAGCGCAGCGCUGACUAUGCCUGCGGACCCCACAGACAACAACAAUUCCGACCGCCCGUCCCCCGCAUCAGCCUUUUUCUCGCACUUCCACUCAACAGCCCAAUCAGCAGGCCUUCAGCCCCUUUAUCCCGCUCUCGGUCCCGCACGGGCAAAGCCCGCAGACACACGCCGCAAAGAAAGAUUGCCAGGACCAUCCCAGUCAUCGUCGACCCAGGGUAACAAAAAGCCCAUUUUUGUGGACCUCACACAGGACGAAGACUCGCCAAAGGAGCCAAAGAAGUCGGGACGAGGAAAAUCAACCACCGAGGGUGUCAUUGAUCUUACUCUGUCUUCUGACGACGAUAAAAACGACGCCGAGAGUAAUUCCAGCUCGAUCAUAAUCAUAUCAUCUACCAUGUCCAGUAGGCAGGCGCGAAAGGAGGCGCAGAGGAAGAGAGAGAUCGAAGACGACAAACGUAAAGGUUUAUCCCAGGCAUCUCUAUCAUCCCUCUUUGCCCGUCCCAGGGAUGAGAACAUUUCCAGGCCUGGCUCCGGGACUAGUCCUAUCCAGAAUUUGACCUCGUCACCUUUCAGCUCUUCGAGUUCACAAACUUUGCAUGAAUCUCUGAAAGCAACAAGCCUAACCCCCAAGGAUACUUCACAACCUGCCACGACCGCGUCGGCGAUCAAAGGCUCCAAGGGUAAAGGGAAAGAACGUGCUCGACCACGCCCAGUCACUGUGGUCGCCGGUCCGUCGAAAAAUUCACCCUCUAUCUUCAAGACUGCUGCAGACACCGAGCUGUAUCGUUCCGCACCUGCAACUAUCCCUUCUCCCACGCCUCGCAAAGCUCCCUCUCUUCCCAAACUUUCAUCACAACCUCCAUCUUCCGAGUUUUCCUCUUCUCCACUUCCUUCAGACGUGUCGACUCCUGUAUCAAUGACUGCAAGAAGCCCUACCCGACCUACCACCGCGCCUUCAUGCUCUCCCGCUUCCGCUUCCAUUGAAAAGGCUAUCUCUACACUUACCCGUGAACCAGUCAAAGCUGCAGUCGUAUCCCCUAAGCUGCCAGCGAAGAAUCACAUCGACGAGAUUGAGACUUGUCCGUUAAGGGUCAAUCAGAUGAAUGAAUCUCCAGCAGUUUCCACCAACUCCGCGCCCACUUCGUCUCGUUCCAGCCGGGCUCGUCCUCUUCCUGGAGCGUAUGCCCUUCCAGCGAUUGACACACCUAUCCACGAAUGGCCCACCUUCCAAGGGACUUCUGCUUCAGUCAAAAAGAGAAAAAAGGAUGUAUCCGAAGCCCCUGAGAUGGUCAAGGCGUUUGGGCGUGAAGUGUCAGUUGAGAUCCCCAGGUUGACCAAGCGGGAGUCGGCCAAGGAGAGUGAACCUCCUAUUGAAGAGUUGGGAGAAGGAAGUUCAAAGGUUCCGAGCCCCCUAAAAAAACUUGGGAACUCAUCCUUGUCUUUGCUUAACCAGGCUGCUAAGCAACGUCAGGUAUCAAAGACAAGUCCUACAAAGCAGCCACUACGGAAGGGCAAAGGAAAGCAAAAGCAGCCCCUCACGAGUUCAGAAAACAUCACGUCUGUUCUUGAUUUAAGGAGUCUCUCGCCCGAACCUCGCCGUCAAAGUGAUAAUACUUCCAAGACAAUCAUCUUUAAGCCCGAAAACGUUUCUUCAGCAGAGGAACAGCGUUAUUCAGUACCAGAUGCUACGUCUGAUGGCUCGUUCACUCCCCCACCUAAACAAACCAAUUCUAUACCGCCAUCCAGCCCUCUCACCGAACUCUCUGAUUCUGACGAUGAUGUUGAUAAAGGCGGCGGUGACGAGGAGAGGGAGCUUUCUUCUUCGACGUUGAGCGAGUCGAUCGCUUCUCCUCUUGCUGCAGCAAAGGAAGCCCAGCUGUCCCCGCCUUCUCUUCUCGAAUUAAAUGUGGAUAUCGAGGUGCCGUCUACAAACGCUCCAAAGACGGGAAAGAAGCAAGAGUUUCAAGAAGAAGCCAAGGGAGGAGUCAAAGACGAUGAGUCGGGCGAACUCGAUCUCGAUGAAUGGGACAACUUUGAGUGGACAGUGUCUACAAGUCCCACGAAAGGCGACAGCGAAAACAUGCCUUCCACCAGCGGCAUGUCCUCUUCCUCCUAUCUCGACACCCCCGCCACACCUUUAAAGAGAAGUCCUUCAAAACCACCUGCUUCUGCACUCACGCCGUCUCGCCUCGCCCAGUUAUUGCUCUCGCCCUCCAAGAGACCUACUCCUGAGACUCCUCACAGUGCCCAGAAACGAGCCACGCCAAUGGAAAACUCGCCUACGAACUCGGCAAAGAAAAGAAAGCUGCAAGUGGACAAGUAUGCAAAGAUGCUGGCAGAAACGAGAGCUAUAGAGCAGGCGGAGAAGGAAGAGGAGAAGAGGAAGGAGGAGGAAGAGAAAAGAAAAAUGGACGAACUCCUUGGUGCGGCUGCUGAUGAAGAAGAAGAAGAGGGCCAGGGGGAUGUGGCUCAGAUGCUUCAGGAUAUUGCCAGUCGUUCUCCUCAAAAAUCUUCAUCUACAUCAAGUUUUCAAGACAUUGUCCAAUCACGACAAAAGGCCCACAAAGAACGUCAGGAAGCCGCUCGGAAACGAAAAGAGGAAAAAGAGCAGGAGCGCCGAGAGCGAAAGGAGAAGAAGAAGAAGGAGGCUGCGGCAAAACAAGCUGCUCAAGAACGUAAAGCUGCAGACAAACAUUUGCAAAGCAUUUUCAAGGGUAUCAAAGCUGGCGAUGAUCUUGAAGAAGCUUUGAAAGACAUCGAAGAGGAUGAGAAGGUUGAGACAGAGGGUGGCACGUACCCGAUUCUUGACGAAGACAUUUCCGAUACCGACGACGAAGUUAACACAGAUGAUGAACUUGGCGGAACAGAUGAAGAAGACGAGCUCGGUUUUGAUUUUGAUCUUGACGGAGACUAUGAUUUGGAUGAGCUUGCGGGAAGGAUGCGCGCAAAAGGAAUGGCAGUUGAUGAUGAGCUGCUGAGGGACGCCAAAGUUAAAGAUGAUCAAGGUAUGGAUUUGGCAUGGGAAGGCUUCUGGGAAAGUAAGAAACAGGCGAGGGACAAGGUGGAGCGUUUACCAAAUCUGGAAAUCGAGGGUGGUGAUGCGAUUAUACAGGAGUUGAGGCACUCAGUUGAGGCUGAAGACAUCAUGAGCCUUAUCAGCCUUUUGGCGUCAGGUAUAUUGCUGCAGAUCGAUUCCCAAUAUGAGAUGGCUAUCGGUCAGUGGCUUUGGAAAUGUGCUCUAAGCGCCUCGCACCCUCAAUUACUCUCCGUCGCUACGGAAGUAUUUUUUCAAUGGAACAAUGGUCGGGAAAUAGGAAUGACCGCAACAUUAUCGACCCAGGUUUUUUCCUUACUUUCACGAGCCGGAGCUCGCAAAAAUAUUCUUUCCCGCCUGGGCUUGACUAGUGAUUUUGACCCAAUCAUAACCGUCCGAAGACGAGAGUCAAUAUGCGUUGUGUCAUGUCGUCUAAUUAAAACUAGAAUUAACGCAGCGCCAAGCGCGGUUGACAAUACCACUUUACAAACAAUCAUUCCGGUCUUACUUCUUCUGUUUAUUGAUAAAUCUUCCUCCACAGCAGUCAGACUGCACAUCCACGAGGCUAUCAACGUCAUUCUGACUCACGCAGCCAGGAUAGAUCCUGUCAGUUACGCCAGAAUCGCCGCAGAGCAGAUUGUCAAGGGUGCUGAGCCAUAUGGUGACGAUGUGCGAGCUGCAGUGCUCAAAGCGCUCGGUCAAAUGACGCCCCUCACGCGAGAAGUGCAUAAAUGGGUAGGGAUGGAGUAUAUCUCGCCUGGAACUUUGGCUAGAAUGGAUCAGUUGUCUGAACCACUUCGUGCUCCCGCCGUUCCUCAUCUCCUUGCUCCUAUCCAAUCAUUACACGAAUCGCUCCGUCCACCUCCUGGUGUCGAGAUAGAUUGGAACGCUAAGAACUUCUUCGUUACCUUCCUGUACGCUGCAAUCGCCGAUAUCAAGGGUCUGGUGGACAUACAUCCCAUCAAGAUGGAUUCAAUCAAGAAUGUCAAGGAGUUGAUGAUGACGCAUCCUGUCGAAGACCUUAGGGGAUUGAUCAGGCUAUGUCGGGAUAGAAUUUCCGAUCAAGGCGAUGGUUCCAAGAAAGUGACCGUGAAAGCUAGGCUCCAUCAGUUGUUGGAAAUCACAAGAUUGGUCCUUGAAGUCGCUAUUCAGAGAAAAAGAAGUUCAAAGCCCUUAGGCAAGGGACUGAAAAUAGGGAAGGGAGGUCAGUCACGACUGAGUUUCAAAAGGAAAGAAUCUAUAGAAUAGUUAGAAGUAGGUAAAAAUAAUACCAAGAUACAGUACUAGUGUUGUCCUUGUUUUGGACGUGUUGUAUACAGCUCUAAAUAUGGCAUACCCAGUCGGUCAUCAAUGUAUCGUAUCGUGCUCG
This is a messenger RNA of Cryptococcus deneoformans JEC21, 4429 nucleotides long. RefSeq lists its product as hypothetical. Bases 43 to 4308 code for a protein of 1421 amino acids. Lineage: Eukaryota; Fungi; Basidiomycota; Tremellomycetes; Tremellales; Cryptococcaceae. The transcript is spliced from 9 exons. The record is from RefSeq and is a predicted model, not a curated record.